GGUUUUUUGUAUUCAUCUUUCAUGAACAUCGUUUGAAUCUUUCAACUUUUUCACUUGUUUUUGUAACUUGAUUCAGUUAACAUGAAAUCUUUUACUGGAUUAGUUUCUAAGAAAUUAACUUUACCAUCUUCUCUUGCUUCUUCUACUUUGCCUUCAGUAUCGCCUACAAAUAAAGCAACUGUAAAUAUGUCUGACCAGUCGAUGGAAGUUGAAAAUACUAGUGACAAUGUCAACAUCGGAACUACCAAACAAAAUGGAUCUGAAGAAUUGGUUAAUUUGAAAAUUCCUGCUCUGGAUAAAUACAAUUUACGAGUUAAAUCAAUUCAAAAACGGAUCGAGGUGGAAAAAAAGAGGAAAAAUCCUCGCAAAGAGCCUAAACCAAAACAACGACCACCACCGUUGAGUAAAUAUAGACGUAAGAAUGCAAAUGCUCGUGAAAGAUCAAGAAUGCAGGAAAUGAACCAAGCAUUCAAAGCUUUGAAGAAGGCUGUUCCUUAUUUGAAAAGUGAUUUUGCACCGGGUGAAGAUCAAAAUUCAAAGUUAACCAAGAUAACAACACUUCGUCUGGCUGUUGAGUAUAUCGCUGCUUUAUCUAUGAUGCUGUCCGAACCCGAUCAACAAUUUGAUAAUCCCAAUGAGAUCAAUGUUGAUGAAAAUAAUAUUAUUUAUCCAACCAUAUCAAAUGAACAAGCAAUUUGUUCAAAUAUAUCUUCACCUUCUCCAUCUGUAUCGUCUGUUACAUCAUCUUCAUCUUGUUCCUCAUCUUAUUCAUCAUUGUCUUCCUCACCCUCAUCAUCAUCAUUGUCAAUAUCUUCUCCUUCUUCAUCAUCAAUACAGUCUCCAUCAUCUUGUUCCUCAUUAUCAUUGGAUAUACAAUCAGUUAGUUUGAACACUCAACUAAGGGACAAUUUACUUGUUUCAAGUCAAAUUGUUUCCCAAAUAAAUUGCAAUAAUGUUAACAAUAACUCGAUUAAGGGUCCAUCAAAUCAAGCUGAAAGUCAAUUUGCAAUCUCAUCAUGUUCGUUAACACCAUCAGCACCAUCAACUGUCAACAACCAUCAUUCAUCACCAUCAAUGCCACCAGGAGCUCCAACAGAUUCAACCCGUCAACAGUUACUGAACUCAUCAUCACCAAAUUUACAAAUUAACCUUCAUCAACAACCAGCCCAAGAUAAUCUAAUUAUUUCCAUGGAGCAUGAGAUUGCUGAUUUGCCAGUUUCCAAUUCAUUACCACUCUUGGAUGCUGACUGCUGUUACUCUUGUCUUCCAGAUAAUGUUGAUCCUCUCAAUAGUGACUUUGAUUUCAAAUUAAUCGACAGCGUUAUUAUGCCCGAGUCUGAUUUUGAUAAUUUUAAAUUUGACAACGAAAUACUCUCCAAUCCAUUAAUUACUUCAUGGUGAUUAUCAACAUUACUUUAAAAUUUUGUGUGCAAUAGUUUUCCUGUGUUCAAAGUGUCCUUACCAACAAGUUAAAUAAUUAAGGGUUAACUUCAAUUCAUACUCUAAUAGUGAUUUCCAAGUGAACCCAUAAUGCUCAUAAUGAUCAAAAUUUGGUCAACACUUUGUUAUUUGAUAAAACAAUUUAACAAUGAUUGAGUCAGUAUAGUUGAUCAAUGAGAAUUUUUUCUCAACUUUUAGUUCCUUUGAUUAAAAAAAAUUCAUCAAUUCAAA
Tetranychus urticae (two-spotted spider mite) is the source of this 1671-nucleotide messenger RNA. RefSeq lists its product as uncharacterized. Gene Ontology annotation, cellular component: nucleus. Gene Ontology annotation, biological process: positive regulation of transcription by RNA polymerase II; anatomical structure morphogenesis. Gene Ontology annotation, molecular function: E-box binding; protein dimerization activity; DNA-binding transcription factor activity. NCBI's taxonomy places the organism in Eukaryota, Metazoa, Arthropoda, Arachnida, Trombidiformes, Tetranychidae. The record is from RefSeq and is a predicted model, not a curated record.